GGGGGGAUCGGUCAUGCCUUGACUCAACAACUCGUUGCAAAUAACUUUACCGUUAUCGCUACAUUGCUAGAACACGAGGACCGUCAACACCUUGAGCACCCAUCCAUCCGAGUCGUAAACUUGGAUGUCACGUCUGAAGAACAGGUGCAAUCGGUUGUAAAGCGAGUGGGAGUCAUCACGGAUGGUAAAUUAGACGUCUUGAUCAACAAUGCUGGCAUUUGUUAUACUAUGACAGCAGCAGAUACAGAUGUCCGUGCUGUCGAAAAGAUGUUCGCAGUGAACGUCUUCGGACCCAUGCGCAUGGUUCACCAUUUCCAUAGAUCUAUCAUCUCUGCUAAAGGUAUCAUCGUGAACAUUGGUUCAAUAGGAGGAAUCUCUCCUUAUGUGUUUGGGGCAUCAUAUAACUCUUCAAAAGCUGCUCUUCACCACUAUGGCAACACAUUAAGAGUCGAGAUGAAGCCCUUCGGUGUACGCGUGAUGAAUGUCAUAUCUGGAGAGGUCGCUACGAAUAUCCUGAAAAGCGAUGUCCAUGACAACCGGGCCCUUCCUGAAGACUCUGUGUUUAUGCCAAUAGCCGACACGUUCAAAGCUCAUAUUCAUCGCACCCCUGAUACCAUGACACCAGACGCCUAUGCCAAAGGGGUUGUUGAGAAUAUCUUGAAAAAAUCCCCACCUCCUUGGUUUUGGCAUGGAAAUUCUACCACAGCCGUUAGAUUACUAGAUGGUUUGUUUCCUCGAACCAUAUUUGACUGGCUUUUCUAUAGAUGGUUCGGCCUGAAAAGGCUGGAGCAUACAAUUUAG
Molecule: messenger RNA, 801 nt
Organism: Truncatella angustata
Lineage: Eukaryota; Fungi; Ascomycota; Sordariomycetes; Amphisphaeriales; Sporocadaceae
Exons: 8
Biological process (GO): phosphatidic acid biosynthetic process; triglyceride catabolic process
Cellular component (GO): lipid droplet; endoplasmic reticulum
Molecular function (GO): triacylglycerol lipase activity; acylglycerone-phosphate reductase (NADP+) activity
Source: RefSeq, a predicted model, not a curated record